UUUUUUAUGAAAUAAAACAAAUGUGAACAAAUAAACAUUUCUAUUCAAAUAAUCAUAUAAAUAAGUAUAUGAUUUUCAUUUCUUUAUUCAUUAGUUAACUGUUCUCAUUUUUUCUAUUCCAAAUUAAUUGAUUAUUCAACCUAGCCAUAUCUAUUUGGAUUCAGUAUUUUUAUGCUUCUAUGUAUUCUUGUCACUUUUGGACAUGGAUUUUGUCUAUUGUUUGAUAAACUACUGAAAUAUAAAAUUUCACAAUUAAAAUUUAUUGGAAGUGUACAAAAUUGUGAUGAGAGAAAGGAGAAUAGUAAUAACCAUGAUUUAAAUAAUGAAUCAAGAAAUCAGGUGUCUAGUUCCUCUUUAAAUCGAAUGAUGAAUCAAAAUCUCUCUGUGAGAAAUAUGUCAAAACUAGAUCAACAUAUAAGUUCCUCAAAUGUGAAAACUCGUGUUCAUUUUAAUGAAAUAAAACCAAAAUACAAAUGCGUAAUAGGUGAUCACGUCAAAAUGCCACUAAAUGAGGCUGAUCAAAAUCAUCAUGAUAUUAUUAAUUUAACUCGAAUAAACAAGGAUCAGUGUUUAUUGAUUCACAAUGAAGUUAAAUCGAAAAAACAUUUACAUCUCCAACCGAUGCCAACGUUAUUCAUUAAAAAACCAAAUUAUUCAAAUGAAUUGGACGAAAUACCUGAAAAUGACAACCUUUAUUUAAAUGAUAAUUCCUACUUAUCAAAUGAGACUAAAGCUUCAAUAAAAUCCUCGUCAUUUAGACAAAAAGUUAAUGUUAAUGAUGAUAAUUGUGGAGGAUAUGAUAAUGAUGAUGAUGAUGAUGAUGUUAAUGGUGACGAUAAUGAUAAUAAUGAAGAUAAAUUACUAUCACCUUCCGCAAACAAUCCAUCUUUAUCACAAACAAGUUCAAAAUAUCAACAGAAUACGGAACAUACUAACGCUUUAUCAACAUUUGCCAUGACAUCUUAUUUAAACACACAUCAUAAUCAAAAAAUAUGUACUAAACAUAUGCUUCGAGCUCACAAAAGAAAUUCAUCUUUUUUUAAACGAUUAUUUAAAUGUGGUUAGAUUAUGAGACAUCCAACAAGACAAUGUGACACAAAUAAAUCUAUAGUGAAACCAAGUAUACAUUUACCUUUAAUUUGUAGAUAUAAUUCAUCUUAUUUGUCAAUUUGUUCAUCAGCUACAACAAAUUCCAGCAGUCAUAAGUCCGAAACUAUUUCACAACUAUCAGAAAAUAAAAAAAAUUAUUCUGAUUGAAAAUCAUGUCGACAAUCAGUCAGCUUAUAUUGCUUCGCAUUUAUGGCGUAGUAAUAAUACUGAUAGCGCUAGUGAGGUUUGCAUGGAAUAUGUCAACUUUUUCAAUCAUUCUCUGAUAUACUACUUGUAAUAUAAAAUCUCUUCAUUUCUAUAUCAAGAAUAUGUUAAAUAAAUUUGAUUUGAUCUCGUUUUAAAAAAAUAAUUAUAUAGUUAUAUUGAUAUUACGUUUAUUGAAAAUUUCAUCUAUGCUGGGUUUGUGACGAAAUUUUGAUUUUCUUGGUUUCAUUUAUUUUUAAAACUUAGAUUCAAU
Molecule: messenger RNA, 1567 nt
Organism: Schistosoma guineensis
Lineage: Eukaryota; Metazoa; Platyhelminthes; Trematoda; Strigeidida; Schistosomatidae
Source: the annotation of a GenBank genome assembly